CAAACGCAAAGUGCAGAAGAUAUUUUUUUAAAGAAAAAAAGCUGCAUAAUUGUACCUUCUUUUGGACUUCACCGACCAAUGUGGCUUCUUGGAUCAACUUCCCAAGUGAUGAUGAUGAUGGAUGAGCGCCUGUCUCCCUCCGCACGCUCCGUCCAGAGCCCAGGGGACAACCAGUCCACGGUCCACAGCAUAGAGGCGAUACUAGGAUUUAAAGAGGACACCAUCUUUCACAAAUCGGCCUGCUACAGCAUGACAGAGAAAGUCCUGGUCAAAGAUGCAGAGCGGAAUGUAAUUGUGACACCACUAAAGAAAAGUCAUUCGUCAGAAAGUUUUGACAGUGUGUGCUGUGCCAGCGGCGCCGGUGAAGUCUCGGUGUGCCCGGACUCACCGGAGAGAGACAGCAAACUCUCCGAUGAUGAAAACCCCAAAAAGAAACACCGUCGAAACCGGACAACAUUUACCACCUUCCAGCUUCACGAGCUGGAGAGAGCUUUCGAGAAGUCCCAUUACCCGGACGUGUACAGCAGGGAAGAGCUCGCGCUAAAGGUCAACCUGCCGGAGGUCCGCGUGCAGGUGUGGUUUCAAAACCGACGUGCCAAAUGGCGUCGGCAGGAGAAGCUGGAGGUGAGCUCCAUCAAGCUCCAGGACACCUCCUCCUCCUUACUCUCCUUCAGCCGCUCUCCCACCAGCUCCCUGGGCUCCAGCCUCCAGCUGGACCCCUGGCUCUCCACCCCGAUCACCACCUCCACCUCCCUGCAGUCUCUCCCGGGCUUCAUUACGGGCUCGCAGGGCCUCCCGGGCACUUACACCCCUUCUCCUCCCCCUUCAAUGCCCUCUUCCCUGCCGGCCUCCUUCCUAAACUCCCCGGGCCUAGGACACAGUGCUCACCUGCCCCACAUGGUCUCCAUGUGCCCCCCGCCCCCGGCCUACCACUGCUCAGCUGAUCCAAGGAACUCCAGUAUUGCCUCACUGAGGAUGAAGGCCAAGGAACACAUUCAGUCUAUAGGGAAGACGUGGUGA
Molecule: messenger RNA, 1020 nt
Organism: Plectropomus leopardus (leopard coralgrouper)
Lineage: Eukaryota; Metazoa; Chordata; Actinopteri; Perciformes; Serranidae
Gene: rax
Product: retina and anterior neural fold homeobox
Biological process (GO): positive regulation of transcription by RNA polymerase II
Molecular function (GO): RNA polymerase II cis-regulatory region sequence-specific DNA binding; DNA-binding transcription factor activity, RNA polymerase II-specific
Source: RefSeq, a predicted model, not a curated record